AUGGUCGUGAACACCUUCCAGACUAUGAACCCCUCUUUGAGUCCAUCGAUCUCGGGACCAAGAGAGGCCGAGGACAGCUUGAACCUGAUGUUGAACGAGUCGAUUGCAGAGUUCUACCGGACUUAUGAACCAUAUCUCCGAAUGUCGGUCGAUUAUCUCAUUGAGAAAUACAUCAAGGACGAUGCCACGUCAAGUAUGAGAGCAUGCGUGAAUCUUGUGCAUAGGAUACUCACCAGAGUCAAGAGUCCCGAGGACCCCCUUUCAAUGAUCAAGGGAAUUUACCUUAUGGUGGACGAAUAUGACAGCUACAUCAAUAAGUGCCUUGUCCCCAUCGAUAGUGUUCAAUGGAAACCGCCACGACAGGACGACACAGACAGCCUGCUGAAGGGAUUCUGGGCGUGUGUGAAGAGUGGGCUGGGCUAUCGCAAGAUCGCCAAGUGCUAUAUGACAGGUGUCUUGCCGCAAUCUUUUGCGGACAACACGUCUGGAUUCAACGUGGCUCGAUAUGUAUCCUGGGAACCAGAGCUCGCGGGGUUUUGUGGGUUGACGGAAGCGGAUGUCGCUGCUGCGCUGGCACUGAAGAGUGUCUGCGAUUCCACUGCCGAAGCAGAGAAGCAUUUGAAGAUCAUGAGGGAUCAUUAUAACGACUUCAAUUUCGUUCCUGACGGACAGGGGUCUUUGACAUAUAACACAAACACAUGCCUCGAGUACUUGCAGAACCUCGAGAUAGGAAAGCCGAUGAAGGAUCCUCUCUCAUUCACCAACUCUGAGGCCUCGGAAGUAUCACUGCGGCUACUUGCGGCAUCGCCAGUGGCGACGCAGUUGUUAGAGGACGGACUCCUCAGCGAAAGCGAGCAAGCAACUCUGGAGGAUGUGAAUGGCGCGUUUAGGCUACUCAUCGACGACGGAAACAUCGACAGAAUCCUCGGACUAUACGCCCGCGGUAUGCAGGAACACGAUGUCGGAACUCAUGAUUUCCAAAAGGAAGAGGAUCACUGUAGCUCCUUGCGUUUCACCCUACUGGGUAAUAUCCACCCGUCCCUUCGGAAGGUCGUCGUCGAGACGACCAUUACCAAGCCCUCGGGAACGCCAGGCCGAAUCGACAUGUUGGUAUCCGUUCCGUUGCGAAAGCAGCUGUUGGUUCUCGAAUGGAAGUCCAUCCAAAUCGACUAUAUCAAGAUUGGAUCUGGAACACAGUCGGAAAGGGCCAAUGCCCUCGCGGAGAUUCGCGAUGCCAAUGAGAUCUUGGAUCUGAAGUUCAGGAGUGACAAAUUUCGAACUGAUCAGACCAUCAAGAAAUGGGUUCUAGAUAGACCUAAAGUUGGUAAGGGGUGUUCCCCCGAGCAACAGCUUCGGGAGUACGCGCAGAGCCCAGAGAUUGAGAGGUGGAAAAAGGACGGCUAUACGAUCACGCCGAUUCUUCUUGUUGUGGUUGGAUCUCGCCACGUACUUUUGUGGAAUUUUGAUGGCGAUAAGCUCGACUCGUCUCCGCGACUCGCCGCGUGA
Messenger RNA from Linnemannia hyalina, 1506 nucleotides. The record is from the annotation of a GenBank genome assembly. Lineage: Eukaryota; Fungi; Mortierellomycota; Mortierellomycetes; Mortierellales; Mortierellaceae.